Molecule: messenger RNA, 1345 nt
Organism: Eurytemora carolleeae
Lineage: Eukaryota; Metazoa; Arthropoda; Copepoda; Calanoida; Temoridae
Product: glycoprotein 3-alpha-L-fucosyltransferase A
Exons: 7
Coding region: 55-813 (252 amino acids)
Cellular component (GO): membrane
Molecular function (GO): alpha-(1->3)-fucosyltransferase activity
Source: RefSeq, a predicted model, not a curated record
AUUGAGAGAGCCAUUGGAGAGUCAUUGGGACCAGACCCCUCGAGCUGGGAAAAGAUGAGAAAUUUGUUCAACAGAACAAUGAAUUUUAGAAGGGAUUCAGAUAUCAUUGUCAGGCAUGGUUAUGUAAAAAAGCGAGAUACCCCCCUUUCCUCAGAGGAGAGUAAGAAUAUAUACAGUUCUACGCCAAGUCCAAACUUCAAACAUUACAACUUCACCUACUUUCAACAGGCUAAAAAAAUGCCUGUAUCUCCGAUAGUUUGGUUUGUCUCGCAUUGUGGCACCCCCAGUGGUCGGGAGAAAUAUGUAAAAAUUCUCCGCGACUAUAUCGGUGUGGAUAUCUAUGGUAAAUGUGGCCGCAACAAGUGUGGUAGAGUUAAAAAUGUUGAAGUGAAAUAUUCCGUUGAUGAAGAUCCAUGUUUUACAAUGGUGAACUCAAGAUAUAAGUUUUACAUCAGUUUUGAGAACUCAAUCUGUAAAGAUUACAUCACAGAGAAAACAUAUAAUGCUCUUAAACUCAAUACAAUUCCAAUUGUUUUAGGAGGCGUUAAUUAUACAAGAGAGCUUCCUCCUGGAUCAUUUAUAAAUGCAGGAGAAUUUUCUUCUCCAGAAGAUCUCUCAAAGCAUCUUUACUAUUUGCUUCAGGAUGAUGAAGCAUUUAAUAAGUAUUUUGAAUGGAGAAAAGAUUAUGAUGUUUACAGCUUUUCUAGUGUGCCAGAUCCAUGUGAACUCUGCUCUAAGUUGAACUCAGGAGAGCUAGCUGAGUAUAAAUUAUAUUCACACUUCUAUGUUUAUAUAUUGUAUAGAUCCAUGUGAACUCUGCUCUAAGUUGAACUCAGGAGAGCUAGCUGAGUAUAAAGUAUAUUCAAACUUCUAUGACUGGUUUGUUGUACGUUCUGGGUGCAUCUUUACUAGCAGUAGGACGGAUUUCAAGGAUCCCUGGUUACUAGCUGGGGCUAGAUCUCACACAACCAGUAAUAUCACAGCUGCUGCUGUCAGGGAGUCAACAGCUGUCUGGUUUACUCGUAUUUCAUAAAAGCAGAUAUUUCAAACAAAAUCACUUAUUUAAAGGGAUUGUAGACCUAACUUUAAAGGGAGUGUUCACGAAAAAUAAAAGGGGAUUUAGGCUAACGUCGCAUAGAAUUCGAUGGUAAUCGCUACAAAUCUCACUUCUAUCUGUUGCGCCUUUAAGGAGAAAACGGUUAAACACGGCUCAUACAAAAGAACGUAGCGUCCAUACAAAUUCACAAAGUUGCAUUAUUCGACUAAGAUCCUAAAUAAUCCAAUUAAAUCUAAAUUAAUCAUUCAGAUAUUGCAACCUAUUAUCAUCGAAUUCAAUUCGAUUCAG